AUGGCUCCCCUGGGCGUGGAGAACAAGGAGCUCAUCGCCCUGGCAGUCAACAAUAACAGCUACUCGCUCAAUGCCUUCCCCUUGAUUAACAUUUCUAUUUUGCUUCCUAUUGCCUCCUCCCCCUUGCCCCUCUCGCCUUGCUUCAUGGCAAUUCAUCGCCCUCGCAGUCAACCCAACAACACCCCAUCGCAUGGUCAAUGUUGGUCCCCUUCACUUCUCUGCCUGCCUCCUGAGCUCAUCGGCCUGCUCAUCGCCCUAUCAGUCAACGACGGCAACGACCCCACACUCGCAGAGGCGGGCUCGCACUGGAGCCGCCUUCUCUUUAUCAGUGCCUCCUUUCCUCAUCCCCACACUGCUGACCUUCUUACCCCUUUUCUCGCCCUUCACCUCUUUCUCCCUUGUGCCUCCUUUCCUCAUCCCCACACUGCUGACCUUCUUACCCCUUUUCUCGCCCUUCACCUCUUUCUCCCUUGGUAA
Closterium sp. Naga37s-1 is the source of this 477-nucleotide messenger RNA. The record is from the annotation of a GenBank genome assembly. NCBI's taxonomy places the organism in Eukaryota, Viridiplantae, Streptophyta, Zygnematophyceae, Desmidiales, Closteriaceae.